Messenger RNA from Ilex paraguariensis (yerba mate), 444 nucleotides. Lineage: Eukaryota; Viridiplantae; Streptophyta; Magnoliopsida; Aquifoliales; Aquifoliaceae. The record is from the annotation of a GenBank genome assembly.
AUGGGUUUUCUUGACAAUCUCUCAGACAUGUUUUCAGAUAUCACCAUAACGAAGAGGAAACGCAAACCCAUGCAGACAGUUGAAAUCAAGGUGAAAAUGGAUUGUGAUGGCUGUGUAAGGAAAGUCAGAAAUUCUGUUACCUCCAUGAAAGGUGUGAAAUCAGUGGAUGUAAAUCAAAAACAAAGCAAGGUAACAGUUAGUGGUUAUGUUGAGCCAAAGAAGGUGUUGAACAAAGUGAAGAGCACUGGAAAGAGAGCUGAGUUUUGGCCUUAUGUCCAAUACAAUCUGGUCUCUUACCCUUAUGCACCUCAAGCCUAUGACAAGAAGGCACCCUCUGGUUAUGUGAAAAACGUCGUUCAAGCACUUCCCAAUCCAAACGCACCCGAAGAGAGGCUCAGUAUACUUUUUAGCGACGAAAACCCGAAUGCAUGUACAAUUAUGUAA